Molecule: messenger RNA, 1020 nt
Organism: Peniophora sp. CBMAI 1063
Lineage: Eukaryota; Fungi; Basidiomycota; Agaricomycetes; Russulales; Peniophoraceae
Source: the annotation of a GenBank genome assembly
AUGUCCGGCACUACUCCUGUUGUGGGGUCUCUCCGCUCGCUAGUCGAAGAGAAGCACAAGUACGGCGUCCUCCUGUAUAUCCUACCAUGCGAGGAUAUGUGUCGACGCACAUCCAUUGUUGCGGUUGCACAGGGUGGAGUUCCCGCCUCUCCCAGCUUUCUCAACUUCAUCCGUGCUCGAUACGACGAAGGGCAGCACCGUCCAAUAAUCCCGCUCGUUCAGAACGCCAUCACAUUUCCCGCAGACCAGAACAGUCAGCACGCGAACACGCACACAUACCUGACGGCUAACGGACAACGUUCGUAUAUAUUGGACGUAAAGACCACCGACCCGGCCCGCAUCAUACCGCUCAACGUCUACAAGCCGUAUGCUGACCGUGCGCCUGGCCGUGCUGCGUCCGUCCUCAACCGCGAUCUUGGCCUUGUCCCCCUUUGGAUCGUGACCGACACUGGUCUUGGCUCACCUGUGGGUCAGCAGGGCGUAUGGGCGCUGCAGAAUGGAAACGUGCCGUUCACGCAUCCUGAUGGGACGAAAAGAACGUCGUUGUUCGUGAGAAUCAGAUGGCCCGGGUACCCUGAUUGGGAUUCGCAAAUCCGUCUCGAUAACAAUCAGAAGACGGACGUGUUCACUUUCAAACGUCUGGUGGAGCUUGUCAAGGGAAAGGUCCGCAAGUUCAUCAAUGACAACGAGAAUCGCGAGAGCUCCAAUCCAUACUGGACUGUCGGUUCUGGGCGAAUUGCUAUCGAAGAUCUUAACCUCCUCGCCAUUCUCGAGGUAUCGAAGGGGGCAGUCAUGCCUAUCCUCAGCCUGCGUCAUGACUUUGUAUUUCCGGACCUGCGCAAGACCCAUAGCAGCUUACAGGGUACCGUGCUCACACAGAACGAAUCCGCAUACGGCGUUAACACUCCUAACGCUGCUGGCUCUUCUAACGACUCUCAAAACGACGACUUCUUGUACUACUUGACUGGCACGACCUUUUCUUCGUACCUCAAUGGCGCCUCUGAUAUGAACCUUUCCUAA